GCUACAUAACAUCCGGUUUUUAUGUGUGUUUUAUUGUGCUCGGUUAUUUUGAAACACUAAAUCUUUACUUUUUAUCCACCUUCUGUUAAUCACCCUGUGCUUUCUUUCUUUUUUUAUGUGUACUUCCGCGUACAAUGUUUUUUCCCCACUGACACACGGCAACUUUCGAACAGGAAACCUAUUAGACGCUUCGACUGUCGCUUUCUCUGUAUUCACGGCAGGGCGUGUUUGGGGCUCAGUGCUCAAACCCAGCCAUGAGCAUCAUCGGGGCUGAGGAUGAGGAUUUCGAGAAUGAUCUCAAUGAUGUUAUGGAAGACCAGUGCGCACACUUCAACAAUAUAGACCAGUUGAAGGAACGGCCAACCCACCUGCUGGUCUUCAUGCAACAUGUCAUUCUACAGUUUGACCCUGCUCCUCUGCUGUGUUACCUCCAUGCUGAACUCUUCAAGAACCUCAGUGCCAAAGAGACCAAGAAGCAGUUUGUGGAGUUCUACAACACUUUCUUGGACAAGGGUGCAAUUCUCAGAGUGGUACUACCAGCGAAUGUAGCCUACGAAUUGGACCGAACCCGUCCAGAUCUGCUCCACGAGGACACCCAAAAGCGUUAUGUUCAGGAGGUUCAGAGCCUGCAGGCUGCUGAAGUGGCCAAACAGCUGGAAGAUUUCAGGCAGAAGAGGAUGAUGGGUAUGACACCCAACGAGGCUGAGCUCAUUGACGUGGAGAACCACUAUCCCACCGACCGCGUCCCGAUGGAGAUGAAGGAGAAGUCUGUAGCCGAGAACCUGCUGGACAAGAUGUCAGAGACACAACCUACAAUUGUCUCGGACGAGGAAAAAUGCCAAUCCAUCUUUGCAGCAGUGGCCUUCUUCAUGAAGCACCUUGGAGUUAAAACCAGGGCAGUUGACAGUAAGAAGUCCAGAGGAGGCUUCUUCAGGAGACAGCUGGUAAAGAAUAAGAAGGAUGAAUCCACAAAGGCCUUAUCUUUUCAGAUUAAGAAGGAAGAAUCGACAAAAGCCAAGCCCAGAGGGGUGUUUCCUGGCAUCCCCAGCUGGAUUGCAGGCAACACUGACGUCAAACCUAAAACGGAGGCUGAAGCGGAAAAGGAGAAAGUGACUCCGGAGCGUAAGGGUCCAGCUCCCGGCAGAGGCUCCUUGAUCGACUCUGCAGCCCCUUCCCUCCCCAGCAAGAAGUCUUAUCCCAGCGGAAGCAUCUCCUCCGUGCCUGGGUUAGAGAUCAGUGAUGGGUCAGGCAACAACAUCAGCACCGCCAACAGCCCCGAGUCUUCACACAUGGACGGCAUCUCAAGCAAUCGCUUAGAGCCUCCGACCCUGUCAGACGGGGGCGAUGUGUCCCCUGUCGUGCUGGGAGAAAGGCUUCCCGUCGGGGAGCCUCUCUUACCCAUGGACAAUCCUACAGAGGAAAACUUGGAGAAAGACAGACGGAAGACAAGUAAGAAAGUGACUCGUAGCGAGAGUGCCCGCGUGGACCGGCACUCCUCUCGGCGCCGUGGCUCUUCCCGGGCCAAACAGUCCCGCUCUCGUAGUGAUGUGGACCUCCAGCCGCCUUCUACCUCGACAACAACACCUACCCCGCUUGUCCCCCAGCACCUCCAUCCUUUCGAGGGACCAGUUUCACUUCCUGAAGGGCCCGGCCACUCCCCCACCAGCCCCUCCCCACAGCUGGAGGAGAUGGAGCCCCGCUUCCUGGAGUUCGAGCAUGACCCACCCAACUGGAGGGAGCUGGCUCCCCCUGAAGCCCUGUCCAGUCUCAGCAAGAAGGAGACCAAGAGGCAGGAGGUCAUCAAUGAGUUGUUUGCAACUGAGCAUGCCCAUGUGCGGAUGCUAAGUGUCCUUCAGAUGAUCUUCUCCAAGCCUUUGGAGAGGGAGGGGCUCCUGGCCUCCCCUGAGCUGGCCGCCAUCUUCCCCAACCUUGAUGAGAUAAUUGAAAUGCACUAUAACUUCUACGAGAACCUGAAGAAACUGCGUUUAGAUGACAACUUCAUAGUCAAAUCUAUCAGCACCACAGUGCUCAACAGAUUUGGAGGUACAGAAGGGGAGUGGUUCCAGAAAUUGACAGCCCGGUUCUGCAGUCACCAGUCAUGGGCCUUGGACCAGAUCAAAAGCAGGCAGAAGAAAGAGCCACGUUUCAACUCCUUCAUACUGGAGGCAGAGAGUAAGCCCCAGUGCCGCAGGCUGCAGCUCAAGGAUAUCAUUCCCAUAGAGAUGCAGAGACUGACCAAAUACCCGUUGCUGCUGGAGAAUAUUGCCAAGAGCACAGAGAAUUCAACAGAGAAGGACAGGAUCCAGCAGAGCGCAGAGUGCUGCAGAAAAAUCCUCAACCAUGUCAACGAGGAGGUCAAAGUGAUGGAGAACCUAUUGACUCUGAAGGACUACCAGCGAAGACUGGACACAUCAGGGCUCAAACCCAGUAAUGAGCUUUAUACUGAAUAUAAGAACAUUGACCUGACACAGAAAAAGAUGCUUUAUGAAGGCUCUGUGACCUGGAGAGUCACAAAGGAGAAGGCAAUUGAGGUGCAGUGUGUGUUGCUUGGCGACCUGCUGGUGCUCCUACAGAGGCAGGACGACAAGAUGGUCCUCAAAUGCCAGAGCAAGAGUAACAUCGCUGUGCAGGAGGGUAAGCAGAUGCUGAGCCCCAUCAUCAAGCUGGACUCCGUCUUCCUACGUGAGGUGGCCACAGAUCGGAAGGCCUUUUAUGUGAUAUUUACCUGGGACAGCGGUGCUCAGAUUUAUGAACUGGUGGCUCAGUCUAUUGGGGAGAGGAAAAUCUGGACUGAUGUCAUAAAGUCAGCAGUGGACGAUCUGAAGAAGAGUGGAGCACCCAUGAGGUUAACACUGCCUCCUGGAAGCGGAGGACCUCCUUUCAGUCCCUCCACACUGACUGCCCCUUUGAGCCCAACUGAGAAUGGGGGUUUGAAAAGCAGUGAUCGAGAUAAGGACAGCAAGUGGACGGAUGACAAGUCUUCAGACCCCAGACACAGGCUGAUUGAUUUCCUGUCAGACAAAGGCUUCGACUUGAUAGGCCACUCCAACAGCGAUCAGGAGAAGGUGGCCAACAGUGCUUUGGAUGAAGUCAUGUUGCUGAAAAGGCUGUUGGUCGGCAGCAUCAGUCUAUCAGUAGACUCGCAGCCUGAUGAAGAAAACGGAGAGGAGCAAUCAGAGAGGCCCAGUCAAGAAAUGGAUAGCUGUCAGUCAACAGAAGAAAGCCAGGCCACAGACAGGGGAGCGGAGGAGGAGAGCAAUAACGCUUGUGAAAAAGAAGGUGUGGGGACGAAGGGAGAGGAGGAGAGAAAUAUCAGUGCGCCCCUGGUGUUGUCCCAGGAGAGGAUGGAGGAAGUGUGCAGGAGGCUCCGCAGUCUGGAGGAACAACUAAAGAGACUACAGACUGUAGAAGAGGAGCACCACAAGCUGCAGCAGGCCCUUUCCAAGUUCUCACUGGAGGGGGGUAACUUCCAGUGAGACAUCAUAAUGCCACCUGCUGGCCACUAGAUGUUUACUGGUGCUGGUUUUUGGAGUGCAAGAGUGACUUUCAGAGGCUUCCCUGGAAAUUCCUAAACCCUCAUAAGUCAUGCCUGGACUCUUUGCUGCACUAGGGGGCUUUAUGCACAGUGCAGUGGUUCAGUGACAGAACAUAAGAGGGUGUGUACAUGUGUAUGUGUGUCUGUUUGCGUGCGUGCUUGGUAGAGAGGUAUACAAAGAAAAAAAAGAAAACAACAGGACAUCCUACUUUUGAGUGGGAGGUUGUUUUUUUCAGAUGUGCCAAAAAAAUGAAGCAACAAUUUGCUGUGAGAGAGAUGCUGCCUAACAAAAUGUCGUGAUUGUGAUCUGCUGUAACACACAUAUGCACACCAGAAACAUGCACGCUAGAAAAUAAUGUACAUUAUUGCCAAUAGCAGAUGUGCAGUAAAGGAGAAAUCCAAUGUUUUCCCACCAGGUUGGCUAUAAGCAUGUGGAAGCCUAAAGGGGGCAAUGUAGCGUUUGAAGAUGUAUUGAAAUACUACUGCUGAUAUAUAGUGUUAUUUCUAGUCUAUGCCAAAGUACCACAGAGAUGCACUUUUUAUCAAACAAGUUUAACCAUCAUUGUUUUUGUAAAAUGUAUUUACUCUCUAUUCAGUACAGUUUUUAAACAGUUGGGCUUCAUGUAGGUAGCCCUGAUUAUUGAAAAGAUUGAAUGCAAGGAAGUGUGUGUGUAUGUGUGUUACAAAGUUUUUAAUUAAGGAUUUGCUUGUUUGGCGGGUUUUUACUGUUAUUACGUCACAUAGAAACAUUUAUAAAUAGUGGCACUAUAGAUAAUCAUGCUGUUAAUAAUGGAGACUUGUUUGUAUUUACCGCUUUUAUUUAUUCCUCUGAGUUCUGUUUGUUGUUGGGUCAGUGAGUUGCAUCGCCUGAGUGAAACUGUUACAGCACUGGGCCAAAAAAAAAAAAGAUAGAGCAAUGUGUUUGAGAAAAGAAAAAAACA
Molecule: messenger RNA, 4476 nt
Organism: Sander lucioperca (pikeperch)
Lineage: Eukaryota; Metazoa; Chordata; Actinopteri; Perciformes; Percidae
Gene: arhgef1
Product: Rho guanine nucleotide exchange factor (GEF) 1b
Exons: 32
Coding region: 255-3476 (1073 amino acids)
Biological process (GO): intracellular signal transduction; G protein-coupled receptor signaling pathway
Cellular component (GO): cytoplasm
Molecular function (GO): guanyl-nucleotide exchange factor activity; G protein-coupled receptor binding
Source: RefSeq, a predicted model, not a curated record